This is a messenger RNA of Trypanosoma brucei brucei TREU927, 810 nucleotides long. RefSeq lists its product as hypothetical. The transcript has a single exon. Bases 1 to 810 code for a protein of 269 amino acids. The record is from RefSeq and is a predicted model, not a curated record. NCBI's taxonomy places the organism in Eukaryota, Euglenozoa, Kinetoplastea, Trypanosomatida, Trypanosomatidae.
AUGUCGAAGCAACUAACGUUUAUAUCAGCGGGCGCCACUGCUGCCGUCCUGCAGUCAGCCAGUGCUAUCGUCAGUAAGGUUGCGGGCGGUCGUGUGCAGACCAAAACAGCGAAGGAAGCUGGUCGCCAUGCCGUCGUUGUUGGGCCAGAAACUCCAAUCGGUGUGCACACUGCCGUGACGGAGGCCCCCAAGUCGGCUCAGGACCCUCUUUUUUCUGGUGUGUCAACUGUUGUUGUGCGCGCAGUCCUUCCCCGUGCUGCACCCGACUCCGUGCAGUUACGGGACGCUCUUGACGUUUACGCUUCUGCUGGGAUUGACACCAAAGAGGAGGUGAGGUCUGCCACGGAGGCCUUCAAGAAGAGCGCAGAGGUUGCUGUUGGGAAGGCAAAGGCGAAGGGAGUGAAACGCAUCGUGCUGGUCGUGAAGCAGGCAAGUAAGCACAAUUGCAUCAACGAGUUAUUUAAAAAGAUUUCAACGGAGACAAUCGAGUCGGCGGGAUUAACCACUGAGGUGGUUGGAACGGCCUCCGUGGCAAAUCAGUUGAUCGUGAACCCCGAAUCACUCGGAGUGGUGCUGUUGAAUGAUGUGGCAGCAACAGAACAAAUUGAACUGGCUUUCGCGGGAGUCGUUGGUGGUGUAAGCCGCGUUUACCAUACAGUUGAAGGUGGGAAAAUAUCUGCUGGGCACAGUUUCAAGUCAGUUGCGCUAGCUGUAGCGCAGGAGUUACGAGAGCUUGGCUUGUCGAGUGAGGCCGACAAGGUGGAGGCGGCUGCUUCGAAGAACCCUAGGGCGGUGGUUUCUGCACUUUAG